Molecule: messenger RNA, 839 nt
Organism: Sturnus vulgaris (Common starling)
Lineage: Eukaryota; Metazoa; Chordata; Aves; Passeriformes; Sturnidae
Source: RefSeq, a predicted model, not a curated record
AUGCACCGCGCGCGCGGCCUGUGGCGGGCGAGGGUCGCCGCGACCCUCGGGGGGUCCCGGGCGCUCUCCGGGAUUCCCGGGGCCUCUCCGGGGACUCCCGGUGCCGGGUUGGGCCCCGAGGCCGAAGCGGACCCGGAGCUGCUCCGCGCCAGCAGCCCCGAGCUUGCCCGGCGGCUCCGCGGACUCGCGCUGGUCCGGGGCGGCUUCGUGAGCGACGGGGAGGCGGCGGAGCUGCUGCGGGAGGUGGAGCCGGGGCUGCGCCGGGGGCGGUACCAGAACGACCACUGGGACCGGGCCAUCACCGGCUACCGAGAGACGGAGCGGGGCCUGCGGGGGGGCGCGGGGCGGGCGCUGCUGCUCCGGGUGACCCCCGCGUUCCCCCCGAGCCGCCCCCCCCGGCCCAGCGCCCACGUCCUCGACCUCCUGCCGGGGGGACGCGUGGGGCCGCACGUGGACAGCGUUAAGUUCUGUGGCUGCACCAUCGCGGGGGUGUCACUGCUGUCCCCCAGUGUCCUGCGGCUCCAGAGCCUCCGGGACCCCGAGGACUGGCUGGAGCUGCUGCUGGAGCCAGGGUCCCUCUACGUCCUCCGGGGUGCUGCCAGGUACGACUUCACCCAUGAGAUCCUCCCGGACGAGCAAUCAUUUUUUGGGGGGCUUCGGGUGCCGCGGGGGCGCCGGGUGGCCUUGAUCUUCCGCAAUGACCCCCCAGAGACACCUCCGGACCCUCUCAGCGACCUCCCGGCGUUUAUUGAGGACCCCCACGACCCUCCAGCCCCGAAAUGAGCUCCCCCAAUAAACAGCGAUUCCCCCUGCACUUGGCUCUUGGGGGGGGGCUGUUU